Molecule: messenger RNA, 2151 nt
Organism: Pseudophryne corroboree (corroboree frog)
Lineage: Eukaryota; Metazoa; Chordata; Amphibia; Anura; Myobatrachidae
Product: zinc finger protein 268-like
Exons: 3
Biological process (GO): regulation of transcription by RNA polymerase II
Molecular function (GO): RNA polymerase II cis-regulatory region sequence-specific DNA binding; DNA-binding transcription factor activity, RNA polymerase II-specific
Source: RefSeq, a predicted model, not a curated record
AUGCUUACAUAUGCCAAAUGUUUUACACAGAACACAAAGCUUAUUACCCAUCAGACAGCUAAGGCAGGACAUAGGCCAUUUCCAUGUUCUGAGUGUGGGAAAUGUUUUACAUACAAAUCACUUCUUGUAAGACAUGAGAGAAGUCACACAGGUGAGAAGCCAUUUCCAUGUUCUGAGUGUGGAAAAUGUUUUAUACAAAAAUCAGCUCUUGUUAUACAUGAGAGAAGUCACACAGGUGAAAAACCAUUUUCAUGUUCUGAGUGUGGGAAAUGUUUUGCACUUAAAUCACAUCUUGUUAUACAUCAGAGAUGUCACACAGGUGAGAAACCAUUUCCAUGUUCCGAGUGUGGGAAAUGUUUUACACUGAAAUCACAUCUUCUUAGACAUGUGAAAAUCCAUACAGGUGAUAGGCCAUUUCCAUGUUCUGAGUGUGGGAAAUGUUUUAUAGAUAAGUCACAUCUUGUUAGACAUGAGAGAAGUCAUACAGGUGAGAAACAAUUUCCAUGUUCUGAGUGUGGGAAAUGUUUUAUAGAUAAGUCACAUCUUGUUAGACAUGAGAGAAGUCAUACAGGUGAGAAACAAUUUCCAUGUUCUGAGUGUGGGAAAUGUUUUCUAGAGAAAUCACAUCUUGUUACACAUGAGAGAAAACACACCGGUGAGAAACCAUUUCAAUGUUCUGAGUGUGGGAAAUGUUUUGGACAGAAAUCAUAUCUUGUUACACAUCACAGAAGUCACACAGGUGAGAAGCCAUUUCCAUGUUCUGAGUGUGGGAAAUGUUUUAUACAUAAGUCACAACUUGUUAGACAUGAGACAAGUCAUACAGGUGAAGAACCAUUUCCAUGUUCUGAGUGUGGGAAAUGUUUUAUAGUUAAGUCACAACUUAUUAGACAUGAGAGACAUCACACAGGUGAGAAGCCAUUUCCAUGUUCUGAGUGUGGGAAAUGUUUUGUACAGAAAUCAGAACUUGUUACACAUGGGAGAAUACACACAGGUGAGAAACCAUUUCCAUGUUCUGAGUGUGGGAAAUGUUUUAUACAAAAAUCAAAUCUUGUUCGACAUGAGAGAAGUCACACCUACAAAGGGCAAGGGUUCAGCGUUACCAUCCAACAUGGGGGAAGCUUUCUCUCUGACCUCUCAUUACACAACAGAAGUCACACAGGUGAGAAACCAUUUCCAUGUUCUGAGUGUGGAAAAUAUUUUGCACACAAAUCACAUCUUGUUAUACAUAACAGAAGUCACACAGGUGAGAAGCCAUUUUCUUGCUCUGAGUGUGGGAAAUGUUUUACACAGAAAUCACAACUUGUUACACAUCAGGGAAGUCACACAGGUGAGAAGGCAUUUUCAUGUUCUGAGUGUGGGAAAUGUUUUACACAGAAAUCACAACUUGUUACACAUCAGAGAAGUCACACAAGUGAAAAGGCAUUUCCAUGUUCUGAGUGUGGGAAAUGUUUUGCACACAAAUCAGUUCUUGUCAGACAUAACAGAAGUCACACAGGUGAGAAACCAUUUCCAUGUUCUGAGUGUGGAAAAUAUUUUGCAGACAAAUCACAUCUUGUUAUACAUCACAGAAGUCACACAGGUGAGAAGCCAUUUUCUUGCUCUGAGUGUGGGAAAUGUUUUACAUGGAAAUCACAACUUGUUACACAUCAGAGAAGUCACACAGGUGAGAAGCCAUUUCCAUGUUCUGAGUGUGGGAAAUGUUUUACACAGAAAUCACAACUUGUUAUACAUCAGAGAAGUCACACAGGUGAGAAGGCAUUUCCAUGUUCUGAGUGUGGGAAAUGUUUUGCACACAAAUCAGUUCUUGUUAGACAUAACAGAAGUCACACAGGUGAGAAGCCAUUUCCAUGUUCUGAGUGUGGAAAAUAUUUUGCACACAAAUCACAUCUUGUUAUACAUAACAGAAGUCACACAGGUGAGAAGCCAUUUUCUUGCUCUGAGUGCGGGAAAUGUUUUGCACUGAAAUCAGAUCUUGUUAGACAUCACAGAAGUCACACAGGUGAGAAGCCAUUUCCAUGUUCUGAGUGCGGGAAAUGUUUUACACAGAAAUCACAACUUGUUACACAUCAGAGAAGUCACACAGGUGAGAAGGAAUUUGCAUGUUCUGAGUGUGGGAAAUGUUUUGCACACAAAUCAGAUCUUGUUAUACAU